AUGAUAGAAGGGUUGGAAAAGUAUAUGGAGGAGAAGGGGUUGGAAGUAAAUGUGAAGAAAACAAAGGUGAUGAGGUGUAGGAAGGGAGGUGGGAGAUGGAAAAAUGUAAUAUGGAAAUGGAAAGGGAAGAAAUUGGAGGAAGUGAAGAAGUACAAGUACUUAGGGUAUGUAAUGAUGGCAAACGGAAAAUGUAAGGAACACUUGAAGGAGAGGGUAAGAAAAGGGGCGGCAGUGAUGAGGGAGGUAUGGGGGAUAGGGAAAAGAAGGUUUAGGGAUGAUUGGGCGAGAAGGCUGUGGUUGUUCGACAAACUAGUAUGGACGGUAAUGAGUUAUGGAGUAGAGAUAUGGGGUUGGAGGGAGAGAGAGGAGGUCGAGAGGAUACAUUAUAGGUGUCUGAGAUGGAUAAAUGGUGUAGGUUGGAGGACACCAGGGUACCUGGUAAGGGAAGAAUUAAUGAGAGAGAAAAUGAGGGGGAGAGCGGGGAUGAGAGCUUGGGGGUAUGAGAGGAAAUUGGGAGAGGGACGAGGAGGGGAAAUAGCAAGAUGGUGCUGGGAAGAGUGGAGGGAAAAAGCAAGGAGAGGAAAAGUGGUAGGAGAAUGUGAAAGGGAGAGAAGGGAGUUUUAUGAAGAAAAGGGGUGGAAGAUAGAGGAGGUAGAGAGGAUGAGAGAGGAGGGCGAAAUGAGGGGAGAGGAGAUAGUAAGAAGAGAGAAAAGGUGGCAAGAAGAGGAAAGAUGGGGAAAGAUAGAGAAAUCAAGAUCAAAUGUGUGGUACAGUUGGAUAAAAGGAAAAGGGAUUCCGGGAUAUUUGAAAAAAGGUUGGAAAGAAAAGAGAUGGCAGAGGGUAGCGACGUUCAGACUAGGAGAAGAGAUAAGAAGCAAUAGAUAUUGGGAAGAAGAGGAGAAUAGGAAGUGCAGGGUAUGUGGAAGGGAAGAGGAAACAUGGGAACACAUUUGGGAGGAAUGUACGGAUUGGGGAAGGGAGAAGGGUUGGAGAGAUAUGGUAGAGGAAAUUUUAGGAGAAGAGGGAGGAGGUGAGGAAUGGAUGAGGAAAAUAGAAGAAUGGAGAGGGGUGGGAAUAGUAGGGGAGGGGGAGGAGUGUGAGAAGAGUGAGAGUGAAGAAGGCGACGGAAACGGAGGUCCCAGGUAUGAAUGA
Messenger RNA from Vollenhovia emeryi, 1152 nucleotides. RefSeq names its product putative golgin subfamily A member 6-like protein 6. The record is from RefSeq and is a predicted model, not a curated record. The transcript has a single exon. Bases 1 to 1152 code for a protein of 383 amino acids. Lineage: Eukaryota; Metazoa; Arthropoda; Insecta; Hymenoptera; Formicidae.